GAGAGAGAGAGAGAGAGAGAGAGAGAAAAAUGAAAAAUGAGUCAAAGUCGGUGGCGUAGGUCCUUUCGGUCAAAGCGAAAAAGCUUAAUUAAAGGGCCAGGACUUGGUAGGAGACGGCGAAUUGCAACGGGACGUCCGGCACGAUGCAACGGGUAAGGUGGGCCAAGGGGAGAAGGAGGUAGCCGGUAGACGCAUUCCAGGAGGAGACCGCGAGCGGACUUUGAAUCACGACGAAAAGUCUGGGCCGAUUACUCGGGGCGUUCGAUUUCCAAGGGAUUCGGAGAAUCCUGUCGAAGAAGCUCGGCCGGCCAGUGGCGGCGGUGGCGGUGGCGGUGGCGGUGGCGGUGGCGGUGGCGGUGGUGACGUUGACGGUGACGGUGGCGGUGGUGGCGGUUGCAGUAGCAACAGAAACAGCAACAGCAACAGCAACGGUGACGGCGGCGUCGGCCAAGUUUUCGGUAAAUGUGUCGAAGCCCGUUCGAGGUACGGCGAGUCCAGUGUCGUUGGCCUCUCUCUCUUCGUUGCUGCCGUUGCUAGCGGGCUGUUCGCCCUGCCGUCGACCGCCACCGUCACCGUCCUCUUCUUUCUCCUUCUUUCUCUCUCUUUCCCUCUUUUCCUUUCUCUCUUCGUCUCUCUCUUUCUCUCCGUCUCUCUCUCUGUCUGUCUGUCUGUCUGUCUGUCUUUCUUUCUUUCUUUCUUUCUGUAGGACGAUGCGUAUACGCUGACGCCACUGGUUGCCGCCACCGCCAGCCGUACCGGCGGCCGCCACUGGCUGCUUCUACGGCACGGAGAAUCCGAGGCUGCCGAGGCCUAUCCCUGUCCCCUCCUGCCCAGAGAAGCCAUCCUCUUAUUCCCACUCCUCCUACGGAGCACCUGUCGUGCCAGGGAGUUCUGCGCGUUAGGGGCGCUCGCCGGAGUAUUCUUACAGAGAUCGGUUUGAAUCGUCCGCGUUUAAGAACGCAUGCGCAAGAGAGACGCGAACUCUAUAGUAAUCUCUCUGUGAGUUUGCGCGAUGUUCGCGACCGCGCCAAGGUAAACGCCGACAAGGAGGUCACGGCACCGGUGAAUUGUGUUAAGUGACGGAAAUCUCGUCAAGAAGAGACUCGUCCUCGAAGAGGACGACGACGACGACGACGACGACGACUAUUACGUGGAACUUGGUCUCGUUCCGAGUCUAGACGAGUGUCGAUGCAGUGCUAGAUCCAACUGAUCCAACUUGCGAGUACGUCUUCAAGCGUUACGCACGGUGACUCUCGCGAAGAGAUCGAGAGUUGUACACUCGAUCUGGAAAAGAAAAAGAAAGAAAAAGAAAGAGAGAGAGAGAGAGAGAGAGAGAGAGAGAGAGAGAGAGAGAAAGGACGAAAGCGCAAAGCGAUAAGGAGAUAAAGGUGUCUGCCGGGAUGCAGCAGGAGGAGCCGUUCAGCUCCAGCUAACACGUGGUCCACACACUCCAAGAUCGCGAGGGAAGCGUGUUUCAUCGUGAGAGGCUGGGACCUCCAGGAUGCCAGGGGUGUGGAAGUUGCUACGCAUGCUGAUCUAUAUGGUGGUUGGCUUGAAGAACGUUGGUAGCAACGGCGACAUCUGGCCGCUUGAAAGGCCAGAGGGCAUGCCGGCCAUCCAGUCCCUCGAAGUGAUGUGCGGAAAGGAUCACAUGGACGUUCAUCUCUCGUUUUCGCAACCUUUCGAGGGAAUCGUUUCGUCCAAGGGCCAACAUGCCGAUCCUCGAUGCGUCUACGUUCCACCGUCGACAGGACAAACGUUCUUUUCAUUUCGAAUAGCAUAUGCCAGAUGUGGUACAAAGCCGGAUAUGCACGGACAGUUUUAUGAAAACACCGUUGUCGUUCAAUACGACAAAGAUCUACUUGAAGUAUGGGACGAAGCUAAACGAUUGCGAUGCGAAUGGUUUAACGAUUAUGAGAAAACAGCGUCGAAACCACCGAUGGUGAUAGCUGAUCUCGAUGUGAUACAAUUAGAUUUCCGAGGGGACAACGUGGACUGUUGGAUGGAAAUACAACAUGGGAAAGGACCAUGGGCUCCACCAGUGUCCGGCAUCGUUCCUCUUGGCUCGACUCUCACGCUGGUCGUCGCGAUAAACGAUUACCGAGGUAACGAGCGACAGAACUCCCAAGGUGAGUUCGACAUGCGAGUCAAAUCAUGCGUUGCUUCGGACGGCGGGGGACAUACGAUACAGCUCAGCGACGAGUUCGGGUGCGUUCUAAGGCCUAAGAUGAUCAGCCGUUUUCUCAAGGCCAGAGGAUCGGACGAUCGGGCUACUGUUAUAACAUAUGCUUUCUUCCAUGCGUUCAAGUUUCCCGAUGCCCUUAGCGUCCAUAUCAAGUGCAAGGUGGAGAUCUGUCGGCACGGUUGUCUCGAUCACUGUCAACUUAGCGGCUCGGUGGGACAUUACAUUCAAGAACGUAAGGAUCAGAUCCUUCAGCAAUAUCACCAGACCACAGGAACGCCCAUCAUUCACAACGACGAUAAUAACAGUGCGGAGAAAAACGAAGGGGGCGUAAACGAUGAACAAAACGACGGUUCUCUUUACGACGACAUCAUUCAGAACGGUGACGAGAUGACUUCGAUAGGCGGACAAUUUCUGGGCGUCGAGAAGUCCGUUGUAAAGGCUCAGCCGCAAACAAGCAAUCGACUUCCAGCUCCCGUGGUAGAGCCGCAAAACGAGGACGACGUACAUCCGGACGAUCUUUCGCGGCCGUUCUUGGAACCACCAAGAGUUACGAGAUACGAGAGCGACCGUGAACAAUUCCCUCACGGGCCACGUAACUUAGAAGAGGACGGAGGUUCGAGGCCGGUGACACCUUUGUCUUCGGCGAACGUGAGGCGAAAGAGAUCGGUGGUGGUGUCGGAUAGAAAGGUUCGAAGCGCGGACGUUGGUGUAAGUGGAAUCUACGAGGUAAUAUCUGAGGCUGACCUGGCCUUCAGUCCGGAUACCCACGCCGAGGCCGUGACAGUCUUUCAAGGGAGAAUACGGGAGGAGGUUGUAUAUGGUAUUUGUUUGCCGAUGCCAGGCUUCAGUGCUUUGUUCGUCGUCGUAGCUCUUUCAGCGGUAGUCUCGGCAUUAGUUGCCGGUGCUAUGUUGCAUCGAUUGCAAGCACAGCGUGAAGCAGUCGUAGGUAAUAGCAGAAAAAAUCGACCGGUCGCUACGGCCAACGGUUGGUUACUUUAUGGUCUCCUUCGUGUACGUUGUACGACGAGACCUCCACCUCCACCACCACCACCACCAUCAUCGUCCUCAUCCUCAUCGUCAUCGUCGUCGUCAUCCUCCUCAUCAUCGUCAUCGUCAUCGUCCUCGUCAUCAUCAACGCAAUUGCAAAAACAAUCGAACGAGAUCGUCUCGAGAGAGACACCUUCGAUCGAGAGAGGCUGAUCCGAACGUAACGACUCCAGCGACUCGAC
This is a messenger RNA of Vespula pensylvanica (western yellowjacket), 3414 nucleotides long. RefSeq lists its product as uncharacterized. Lineage: Eukaryota; Metazoa; Arthropoda; Insecta; Hymenoptera; Vespidae. The coding region runs from base 1502 to 3385 and encodes 627 amino acids. The transcript has 9 exons. The record is from RefSeq and is a predicted model, not a curated record.